Messenger RNA from Armigeres subalbatus, 2955 nucleotides. RefSeq lists its product as uncharacterized. The record is from RefSeq and is a predicted model, not a curated record. Bases 1 to 2955 code for a protein of 984 amino acids. Gene Ontology annotation, molecular function: nucleic acid binding; zinc ion binding. The transcript is spliced from 3 exons. Lineage: Eukaryota; Metazoa; Arthropoda; Insecta; Diptera; Culicidae.
AUGUCGACGUCGAAGAAACUCAAGAGCUUGAUACGCAACAGAGACAGCGUUCUCGAGUUCAUGGACCGGAUUGAACAGUACCUGAAAAACACCAAGGAGUUCGAUGAGCAGUCGGUCAACAUUCGGAUAGAGAAACUCGAGCAAAAGUGGAAUGAGUUCGAGGAUCUCCAGAACGAUAUCGAGAGCAUGGAGGACAAUGAGGAGAACAUGCCAGAGCAUCAUCAACUCAGGGCCGAAUUCGAAGGAAAGUACUUUGAGAAACGGUGGGAAGAAAUUGUGACACCAGAUAAGGAACCGUCAUUUGGGUCGUUGGUCGAUUUCCUCAAAAAGCAAACCCGGGUGUUAGAUGCGGUUUCGGUCGAUCAGCGUAUGUUUUCAACGACAACGUCAUCUAGCAUAAGCAAAUUCCGACCCACGAAAGUUUCGGUCAACUCGGCGACUGAAACGAAGUCGCCGAACUGCUUCGCCUGUAAUGAAAAGCAUUGGAUUACGCAGUGCCCAACUUUCGCAAAUUUAGGAAUAGAUAAACGGCUGCAGCUCACUAAUUCCAAGCGGCUCUGCAGUAAUUGUCUUGGCCGGAAUCACUUGGCACGGGACUGUCCAUCAAAAUAUCGUUGCAGAACGUGCUCGAAGAAGCACCAUACGUUGUUGCAUCCUGGGUUUCCUGGUUCUGGUUCUGUUCCCACUUCUAUUUCUACUUCGGCAACGAAUGAAAACGUAAAUCCUUCUACAUCAUCAUCAACUGGCGGUGCUUCGAACUCUGGUGAAUCUGUUUCUAGUUCGAUGGCAUUAAUUUCAUCCAAUUCGGCGGUAGGGCAGGCUAAUUCGCAUAUAUUUUUGCUCACGGUAUUGCUCAAUGUGAAGGACGUUUGGGGAAGGAUACAUCAGGCAAGGGCGCUUCUAGACUCCGGAUCACAGGCCAACUUGAUGUCGGCAAAUCUCUGCAAGCUGCUUCAACUUUCAAGGCGGGACAAAAAGGUGGAAAUAACUGGUAUUGGUCGAUCACGAAAUCGCACGGCUUAUGAAGUCUCCACUACAAUUUCUUCUCGGACGGAGAAUUUCUCAACUUCAAUGGAAUUUCUGGUGUUAGAGCAGCUCACUGACGAUCAGCCAUCAUACUCGAUUCCGAUGCGAGAAUGGAAACCUCCGGCUGAUAUGGUUUUGGCUGAUCCUGGUUUUAACGUUUCUGGUCCGAUCGAUUUGGUCUUAGGUACCCAAUACUUCUAUGAUUUCCAUAUAAGCGAUGGUGGCCGGUUGCAAACUCGUAAAUUCGACAAUACGCUCCCAGUAUUUGUCAAUACGGUAUUUGGAUGGGUAGCAGCUGGCGAGGUUACAUGUAUGGAAGGGCAGUCGCGGGUUAGUUGCCAUAUUGCGAAGGUGGAAUCUUUGGACAAGGCAAUCGAACGGUUUUGGGCAGUGGAAGAAUUUACGGUUAAAACACCACGCUCACAGGAAGAGGAAGAUUGUGAGACACAUUUCGUUAACACAGUCUCUCGUGAUGACACUGGCAGGUAUAUUGUGCGGUACCCUAAGCACAUGAAUUUCAACAGCAUGAUUGGUGAAUCGAAACAGAUGGCUCUCCGAAGAUUUCAUCACACUGAAAGACGAUUGAAACUAAACUGUGAUCUGCGAUCGCAGUACAGUGACUUCAUGAUGGAGUACAUUGAGCUGGGUCACAUGAAGUGCAUUGGAGUGGCGGAUGACUCAAGCUUGGAUGAAGGCAAAAUUGUCUGCUAUCUUCCACACCAUCCUGUAUUUAAGGAAACAAGCUCAACGACGAAAAUGCGUGUGGUCUUCGACGGAUCAGCGAAAACUUCCACGAACUAUUCGCUCAAUGAAGCUCUACUUACAGGGCCAACUAUUCAAGACGAACUACUUGAAAUAAUGAUUCGAUUCCGGAAACAUGCCGUUGCCCUGGUGGCGGACGUUGCAAAAUCAGUUUACGAGCUACAAACUGUCACUUACGGAUUGUCUCCAUCGUCGUUUCUCGCUACCCGGGUACUGAAGCAACUGGUUUUGGAUUUGGGUGAAAAAUACGAGCAUGCAGCCAGCUCCGUGGAAGAAGAUUUUUAUAUGGAUGACUUCCUGUCGGGUGCAGCCACGGUGGAAAAGGCAAUACUGCUUCAAAAGGAAGUGCAAAAUUUGUUGGAAGAAGGAGGUCUAGAGCUUCGGAAAUGGUCUUCAAAUAAUUCGGAUGUCUUGAAAAAUGUUCCUAACGAGGCUCUUGUCGGUGAUACAACUCUACACUUUGGAGAAGAUCAGAGAAUAAAAACGCUUGGUAUCGGAUGGGAAACAAAACCAGAUCAUCUUUGCAUCGAGGUUCAACCAUCGUCAGAAGAAUGUAUUUGGACAAAACGGAAGAUAUUUUCUACGAUUGCCAAGCUGUACGACCCGCUUGGACUUGUUUCGCCAGUCAUCGCAUGGGCAAAAAUCCGAAUGCAACAUCUUUGGCUAACCGCUGUUGAAUGGGACGAUCCAGUUCCGGAGGAAAUCGCAAGCAAAUGGAUGGAUUUUGUGGCACAGUUGCCGAUUCUGAACGACUAUAAGGUACCUCGCUUCAUCUUUCUGCCGGAUUUUGUCUCUAUACAGUUCCAUGUAUUCACCGAUGCAUCGGAAAUUGGAUAUGGUGCCUGCAUCUAUGCGCGCUCUAUCGACAAGGCGAAGCAAAUCAAAAUCGAGCUCAUAGCAGCCAAAUCACGGGUGGCACCACUCAAGCGCGUUAGCUUACCUCGGCUCGAACUCUGUGCUGCACUCCUGGGAGCAAAAUUAUAUGCUAAAGUUUCAGCAGCACUCAAGAUGGAAGGAGUUUCUUGUUGGUUCUGGUCAGAUUCAAUGGUGACGCUUCAUUGGAUUCAGGCCCCACCUAACACAUGGCAAACCUUCAUAGGGGAACCGGACUGCAGAGAUUCAACAGUCAACCCACGGGCACAGCUGGAAUCACGUGAAAGGAACUGA